Messenger RNA from Microcebus murinus (gray mouse lemur), 1215 nucleotides. Its product is annotated as olfactory receptor 8C8-like. Gene Ontology annotation, biological process: G protein-coupled receptor signaling pathway. Gene Ontology annotation, molecular function: olfactory receptor activity; G protein-coupled receptor activity. The record is from RefSeq and is a predicted model, not a curated record. Gene Ontology annotation, cellular component: membrane. Lineage: Eukaryota; Metazoa; Chordata; Mammalia; Primates; Cheirogaleidae.
GUCACACCUGUGGAGUGAAUGGCUGUGGAAAAUGACUCUUCAGUGACAGAGUUUGUUCUCAUGGGAUUAACAGAUCAGCCUGAGCUCCAACUGCCCCUGUUUUUUCUGUUCUGGGUGAACUACAUGGUCACUGUGGUGGGAAACUUGAGCUUAAUCAAUCUAAUUUGCCUGAAUCCACACCUUCACACCCCCAUGUACUUUUUCAUCUUCAAUCUGUCCUUCAUUGAUCUCUGUUACUCAUUUGUCCUUACCCCCAAAAUGCUGAUGAGCUUUAUUUCAGAGAGGAACACCAUCUCCUUUACAGGAUGCAUGACUCAGCUAUUUUUCUUCUGCUUUUUUGUCAUCUCUGAGUGCUAUGUGCUGACAGCCAUGGCCUAUGAUCGCUACGUGGCCAUCUGUAAGCCCCUGCUGUACACGGUGGCCAUGUCCCGUCAGAGCUGUUCUCUGCUGAUGUUGGGCUCAUACCUGAUGGGGUUUGCUGGUGCCAUGGUGCACACAGGGUGCAUGAUCAGGCUCACCUUUUGUGAUUCCAACAUCAUCAACCAUUACAUGUGUGACAUCUUCCCCCUCCUCGAGCUCUCCUGCAGCAGCACCUAUGCCAAUGAGCUGGUGAGUUCUGUAAUUUCGGGCACAGUUGCCAUGGUAUCUAGCCUCAUUAUCACCAUCUCUUAUGCUUUGAUUCUUUUCAGUAUCCUUCACAUGUCCUCAGCUAAGGGUUGGUCCAAAGCCAUCAGCACCUGUGGCUCCCACAUAAUAACUGUUGGGCUCUUUUAUGGCUUUGGGCUGCUCACUGAUCUUAGGCCAUCAUCUGCUGGGUCUAUGGGCCAGGGGAAAUUUUUUUCAGUGUUUUACACGAAUGUGGUUCCCAUGUUGAACCCUCUCAUUUAUAGUCUGAGGAACAAGGAUGUCAAACUUGCUCUGAAGAAAACCCUGAAGAAAAUGAGAAACUGAGCAGAGCCAGUGGUGCUGCCUUAGUCCCUGUCUCCAGUGCUGGGACUUUCUCUCCUGUUCCUGCUCCUCUUCAUCCUAUUCCUCCUUUUCUUCUUUUCAUCUUUCUUCUAAAGUCUUCUUGGCAAGAUUUCUACUUUAAUAUCUUCUUUUCUCUCAACAUGCAAUGUAACCAUGUGGGCGUAUUCUAGGACUCAAGAGUCAUCUCAGCCCCACGGUGGCCCCAACCAGAUCCUUAUUCUCCUUACCAGAUAGAGAUCCUGAGCU